AGACCGGCAGAUUCGCUCAGCUUCCGCAUCGCUCUCCCUUCUCCGUCUCUGUGUCUCUAUCCCUCUCUACUCUCGCUGCUGGUGGAUUUUAGCCCACUGCUGUGUGGAACACCGCCAAAAUGUCUGACAAGCCUGACAUGACUGAGAUUGCCCGUUUCGACAAGACAAAGCUGAAGAAGACAGAGACAAAAGAAAAAAACCCUCUGCCCACCAAAGAGACCAUUGAGCAAGAGAGGAAAGGCGAUGCCACACCUUGACUUCUGAGCACAUGAAGAAAAGAAGCUGAGAUGCCACAGCAAAAAGCACUUUCUUUUGAUUAUCACAGUAUUUCAAUCUCUUACUUUGUCUUCAGAUAAGGGUGCUCUUGAGCUCCCUGGGGUGCCAUAAGGGUAUAUGGCAUCCUCACAUGGGGGCUCUCUUACCACUCGGGUGGAAAAACUUAUGCCUGGGUGCCUGUCUUGCACUGUUAGCCUAUUGCUAACAUGUCUCCUAUAUUGCCAA
Messenger RNA from Chelmon rostratus (copperband butterflyfish), 501 nucleotides. It is a transcript of the gene tmsb2, whose product is annotated as thymosin beta 2. Lineage: Eukaryota; Metazoa; Chordata; Actinopteri; Chaetodontiformes; Chaetodontidae. The record is from RefSeq and is a predicted model, not a curated record. Gene Ontology annotation, cellular component: cytoplasm. The transcript has 3 exons. Gene Ontology annotation, molecular function: actin monomer binding. Gene Ontology annotation, biological process: actin filament organization; regulation of cell migration. Bases 120 to 257 code for a protein of 45 amino acids.